Molecule: messenger RNA, 1560 nt
Organism: Aspergillus tanneri
Lineage: Eukaryota; Fungi; Ascomycota; Eurotiomycetes; Eurotiales; Aspergillaceae
Product: cytochrome P450
Exons: 6
Coding region: 1-1560 (519 amino acids)
Molecular function (GO): heme binding; iron ion binding; monooxygenase activity
Source: RefSeq, a predicted model, not a curated record
AUGGGCCUCAGUUCACAGCUUAGCUGGGGCGUCCAGUCCUUAGCCCCACAACAUAGCGGACCCGCUCUUCUCCUGGGAACAUUCGUCAGCUUGCUAGUGUGGCGCUUCUUGAUCUGGUUCCGGCUGCGCCACAUCCCAGGUCCUUUCUUGGCCAGUCUAACAAACUUCACGCGGAUGUCAUGGGUUUCUACGAAGAAAGCGCAUCUUAUUCAUCAAGAAAUACACCAAAAGUAUGGUGAUGUGGUGCGGUUGGGUCCUAAUAUGGUCUCGAUCAGUGAUCCGAGCGCCAUCCUCACGAUUUACCCGAUGAGGAAGGGAUUCGUCAAGAAUGAUUUCUAUGUCCCGUUGCGGCCGUACACGAAAAAAGGAGGUGCACUGCCGAAUGUUUUCACUGCAUUGGACGAGGAUCUCCACAUGAAGCUCAGGUACCCCGUGGCCUCUUUCUUCUCGCUGUCAAAUGUAUCCAAAUUCGAGGGACUCGUUGAUGAAGUACUUCAGGUUAUAGAUGAACAGCUAGAGCGGCGAUUCUCAAGUCAUGGUGAAAUAUUUGACUUGACUGAAUGGCUGCAGUUCUUUGCGUUUGAUGUUAUGGGAACGAUGACUUUCUCGAAACGAUAUGGUUUUCUAGAGCAGGGAAAGGACGUUGGUGGAAUGCUAGAUGCCAUUGCUCAUUUUAUGAGGCAAGCUGCCCCGAUGAUGCAAAUCCCAUGGUUGGACAAAGUUUUAUAUAAGAACCACUUAGCCGACACACUCAGACCCACACCGGGGACUAAUAUCAUGAAGUUUGUGGGUGCGACUAUCCAGGAGAGACAGAAGCUGGCAAACGAAAAUGGUGAUUUUACCAAGGCUGGAAAGGGCGAUUUUUUGGAUAGAUAUAUCAGUACGCAAAAGAAUGAUGCAAAUAUUCCUCCCUGGUUCGUCACCGCCUGGACCAUCUCGAACGUCCUAGCCGGGUCAGACUCCGUCGGAACAGUCAUGAAAACCACCAUGUACAACCUUCUAAAGAGCCCCCAAACUCUUGAGAAACUACGCACAGAGCUCGUUGCCGCUAAUGUCUCACGUCCUUACCCACGCUGGAGCGAGGUAAAUAACCUGCCAUAUCUAGAUGCAUGCAUACAGGAAGCUCUCCGCGUUCAUCCGCCCUUCGCGAUGCCAUUUGAACGUAUUGUCCCAGAGGGAGGAAUCCACAUCGCUGGUCAAUAUAUCCCGGCUGGCACCAUUGUGGGAGCGAGUCCCUACGUUAUCAACCGCCACAAACCCACAUAUGGUGCCGAUGCCGAGCUUUGGAGGCCAGAAAGAUGGUUAGAGGGUGACCCAGGCAUGCGGAAAAAACGAGAUGAUGGUUUACUGACGUUUGGUGCUGGGCGACGGGUAUGCCUCGGCAAGCAUAUUGGAAUCUUUGAGGUCAAAAAACUGGUUCCCUUCCUCGUGUUGAACUACGAUAUAAGUAUGGUCAAGCCUGAGGCUUUUGCCGUUGAAAAUCAGUGGUUCUUCCGACAAACUAAUCUUCACGCUCAAAUCCGGAAGAUUCCUCUCGAGACAGUACGCUCGAGAGCCUAG